Molecule: messenger RNA, 2017 nt
Organism: Aedes aegypti (yellow fever mosquito)
Lineage: Eukaryota; Metazoa; Arthropoda; Insecta; Diptera; Culicidae
Product: protein bric-a-brac 1
Exons: 5
Coding region: 320-1750 (476 amino acids)
Biological process (GO): regulation of transcription by RNA polymerase II
Cellular component (GO): nucleus
Molecular function (GO): protein binding
Source: RefSeq, a predicted model, not a curated record
CGAGCGAUGCUCUUGCUCUGGCCAUAAUAGUUAUUGUCAUUUUUUCUGUGAAAAAUAAUUACCUCUUCUAAUGGUUUGCAAUCUUUUCGGAGGAAAAUGCUGCCUUAACCAGUGACCGAAUCCUAGUUUGGGUGCAUAAAAUCGAUCAUCAAGUGGUGCGCGAGCCGUUCGUCGUAAAAAUUGUGCGAUUCGGACGCUUUUCGGGCGUGAAUUUGUGAUUUUCUCCUUUCGGCUGUGAGUGCGCCAAUCUUCCAGCAGUCAAAACAAGUUUCGGAUUAAUUCUACGGUUUGGUUCCGACGCGACCAUCCGGGGCGCAACAUGGCUACGGGGCUGGUGGACAAGUCGUUCGUCAGCAGCAGCGACGAGUUGUUCUACCUCAAGUGGAACAACUUCCAGAAGAAUGUGAGCACCCAGUUCGAGAAACUCCGGGAGGAGGACGACCUGGUGGACAUUACGUUUGCCUGCGAGGGCAAAAAGCUGACCGCCCACAAGCUGGUCCUGUUCGCGUGCAGUCCGUUCUUCAAGGAUCUGCUGAAGAAAAAUCCGUCUCCGCAUCCGGUGUUCUUCAUGAACGAUGUCAAGUACGAUGUGCUGAAGGCGAUUCUGGAGUACAUGUAUCUCGGCGAGGUGCACAUUACCAAUGAGAACUUGAAGGAUUUCAUCAAAACCGCGGAAGGGUUGCAGAUUCGCGGAUUGAGCAAGGAGAAUAACGCUCUAUCAAAUACGCAGGGUGACAUCGUGAUGCCUCCCGCAAACCAACAGGUUCCCAUACGUAAGGAGGAAAAGGAAACCACGGUGGUGGAAAGCGUCCUGCUGGAUGAGUUCUGUCGCAAGCGCCCGGAACCGGGGGAGAUCACACACACCACGGUCGGAUUGAACAUCAAGCGGAUGAAGACCGUCGAUACGCAGAUUCCGUCGGUUAGCGGCCAGGACAAUGUCUCCAAUGUAGAGCCCAAAGUGGAAAUGGUCGAAUAUCUGGAAACGGAGAGUACCAACCACCAGUCGCCGACCUACUGCAGCAUGGACAACUACACGGAAAAGAGCAACUCCCGGAACAACAUUGCUCACAUGAGCCAGCUGAACACUGCUGGCUUCACUCAGACCCAAACGCAGCCGGGAAGCUCCGGUCAUCAACAGCAACCGCAGCAACAGCAACAGCAUGUGCAACACGAGUACAAAUCCGAAGAGGACAGCAGCUGGAUGGAGAAAUCCCUAGACAACAUCUCAGUCAACUCCGAACAACAGUCCGGGGGCAAAUUCAAGGGCAAGUCCGGCGGUGGCAAUCGCUCCAACCGUUCGACCGACGACAAGACCAACUGCCUAACGCCUCGCUGUUGUCCCGUUUGCUCUCGGUUGUACUCCAACGUGUCCAACCUGCGGCAACACAUGCGGUUAAUCCACAACCCAACGGCCGUCUGCUGUCCCAUCUGCCAGAAGCACUUCAAUUCGGAACUCUACCUGAAACGGCACUACUCGUCGAUCCAUUCGAUCAACACGGGCAACCAAUCCGACGGAGAAAUGGUGGACCAGAAGCCAACGACGGCGCAGCUGGCCACCCAGCAAGCGCAAGCCCAAACUCCUCAACAGCAACAGCAAACCACCCAGCAACAACAGCAACAGCAACAGCAGCAGCAACAACAGCAAGCCCAGCAGCAAUCCCAACAGGCUCCAGCCCCGGCCACUACAAACACCUGGAAUCCAUAUCACCAUCACGACACGACCCAGCUGGUGAACCCCUUCAUCAAAUAAUCACUAUUAGUCGCCUCUAGUGGUAAGUCACAUGUGCAGGUACAAGAGCAGCAGCAGCAGCAGCAAUGUCUUUCUCAGCUGGUCACAAUCUGCUCGUUGGGUCAGCUAGCUGUCCGAGACGGUACUCCGCUCCGGCAGUGAAUACGGGAUGCUUGAUUUCGUUUUAUUGUAAUUAUAGGCAAUCGGAUGUCUAGAGUUGAACGUUUUUUUGUAUAGGACUUUUAAGAGUGAUUGGUAGACAUAAUAUAGACGGUUAGCAAUGGAGAA